GCUUCACAGACGGACUCCACACAUACUCGGAUAUACAGCCAGGCCGGGACCACCCGACCUCACCACCUUCAGGAGCUCCAGCCUGCAGCAGGUUUAGCCUCAGAGAAUGGACCUCCAAGUGACAAGCGUUCUACUCCUCCUCCUGGUUCUGGCCGAGGGGACACCUGAGAGAUACUACCACGUGAAGAAAAAUCCUUAUCCAACAAAGAGCCACCCUGUGGCAGGUACUCCAGGUAGCCCAGGAGCACCUGGUGAGCCCGGUCCCCCAGGUCCACCUGGUUCUCCAGGUCAGCCAGGAGCAAGUGGAAUUGGACACCCAGGACCAGUGGGGCCUCCUGGACCACCUGGUCCAGCGGGAUACUCUGCACCUGGAAAGUCUGGAAGUCCUGGUGCACCUGGAAAACCUGGUGCUAAUGGACUGCCAGGAGAAAGAGGAAUUCCAGGACCUGCAGGACCCCAGGGAGCACGAGGAGCACCAGGAUCCCCUGGCAGCCCAGGUCCUGCUGGCUACUCUGCUCCUGGAAAGCCAGGACCACACGGUCUGCCUGGUGCAAUGGGGCCCAGGGGAGAGCCUGGUGAAAAAGGGCUCCCAGGUAUUCCUGGUGCGCCUGGCCAUAAAGGAGAAUCAGGUCAUGGUAUCCCAGGAAGCCCUGGUGGCCCUGGUCCAAUGGGUCCUGUGGGCCCUCCUGGUCAGCCUGGUCAACCUGGAAUUGGAAAGGUUGGUGCAACUGGAUACCCUGGGGAACCCGGUAAGCCAGGUUUGUCAGGUAGAGAUGGGUCACCAGGCCCUAUUGGUGCACCAGGGCUAAAAGGCCACACAGGAGCUCCAGGCAUUGGUGCACCUGGAAAACCAGGUCAGAAUGGCUCUCCAGGUUUGCCUGGUCCAAGUGGACAAAAAGGUCCUCAGGGUCCAGCUGGACAGCCCGGAGCUCCUGGUUUGCCAGGUGUUGGUAAAACUGGAGCACCAGGAUUUCCAGGAGACAGAGGUGCACCUGGUUCUCCAGGAACCACAGGACAAAAGGGAGAGCCAGGCCCAACAGGCUUUACAGGUCAGCCAGGUGCCAUUGGGCCUAUUGGUCCAGCUGGUCCUCAGGGUGCUAGGGGAUUCCAGGGAGAGCCAGGUCCAGCAGGUCCUAAGGGUGAUCACGGUUUGGUUGGAGCACCUGGUCCAAGAGGGGCAAAGGGUGAGCAGGGAGCACAAGGCUUCACAGGAAAACCUGGAAUUCCAGGGGCAGCAGGUCCCACAGGUGCUCCUGGUCCAGUAGGACAUCAGGGUCCUAAGGGUGAAGCAGGUUUCACAGGGGCACCAGGCAUCCCAGGAGCUAUCGGCCCUGCAGGUGUUAAAGGUCAUCCAGGGCCACAAGGUAUUCCAGGCAGCAGGGGAGAAAACGGCAUUCCUGGUGCACGAGGACCAGUUGGGUCAGUAGGACCAGCUGGGGCUCCAGGUCCCAAAGGUCAUCCUGGUCUCCCAGGGGCCCCUGGCCCAGCAGGAAUCACUGCCAAAGGAUUAUCUGGCCCACAGGGUCCUCCAGGAAUCCCUGGUGCCAGAGGUCAUGAUGGUCUACCAGGUCCAGCUGGACCUCCUGGUCCACCUGGUCCACCAGGUCAGAUUGUUUACCAUCAUGAGAAGAGCAUGCCCAUCAAAUCCCAUGAGUAUGAGGUCAUGCCUCUUAGUCACGAGCUGGUCAAGCCCCCUGUGUCAGCCUUUACUGCUCUUCUGACCAGUGCUUACCCUAGUGCAGGAACUCCACUUGUGUUCAACCAGAUCGUGUACAAUGGAGAGAACCACUAUGACCCUCACACAGGUGUGUUCACCUGCCAGAUUCCAGGACUUUAUUAUUUCGCCUUCCACAUGCAUGUCAAUGGUGCUAAUGCACUGGUGGCACUUUACAAAAACAGCGAACCAGUUUUGUUUUCCUAUGAUGAAUACAACAAAGGCUUCCUGGAUCAGAUGUCCGGCAGUGCUGUCCUUCUCCUGCACAGUGGUGACAGAGUUUACGUCCAGGUUCCAGAUGAGCAGUCCAAUGGCAUCUAUGCUGAUGACAACGUCCACUGUUCUUUCUCUGGGUUCUUGAUUGCCUCAACGUGAUCAAGACGCUACAUAAAACCUCAACCUUUUGAAGAAAACCUUUUUUCUUAAAAAAGGCCCUCACAGCCAUAAGGCAUUCGCUGUUUAGGAAAAACGUAACUACUUAUUAAAUGCAAUAUGUUAAUAGAUAAGAGUCCCCUGUCUGGAUAACAACCAAAGGUCUGUUUAUGUGAAAGAGAACAAAAACAAUGAAUCUACUCACCGUAGUGAACAGACUAAGUCCCUAAGAAAGUGUUGUUUAAUUUUGCCUGAAAAGAAAAUCCACCUUGUAAAACGUGCCACACUUGUGUCUACAAACCGAUCUGGUGCUGAAUCGAGUGGUGCUCUCCACCUGCCUGUAAAUUACGCUAUGAUAAUCCUGCGUUAGGUGUGUUUGACUGAAUUCCGGGUCUGAAGCUCUGUAUCACUUUAACACUUCAGAAUAUAUAUGACAGCUUCUUGGCUUUUUAUAUGAAAUUUCUGUUUCUGAAAGAUUAAUUCUGUGUGUAUAAAAAGAUACGGAUGAAAAACUGGAUACAUUUAUUCUGCAACUCUGAUACUGAACAGGGCGUUUCAUGAUCUGCACAUCAUUGUGACCAACACAAAUAAAGUUUUAGAGCCAAAA
Pygocentrus nattereri (red-bellied piranha) is the source of this 2693-nucleotide messenger RNA. RefSeq names its product collagen, type X, alpha 1b (gene col10a1b). Gene Ontology annotation, molecular function: protein binding. The coding region runs from base 107 to 2089 and encodes 660 amino acids. The record is from RefSeq and is a predicted model, not a curated record. The transcript has 3 exons. NCBI's taxonomy places the organism in Eukaryota, Metazoa, Chordata, Actinopteri, Characiformes, Serrasalmidae.